UUUUUUUUUUUUCUCUUGAAUAAAGAAAUGAUCCACGGCUAUCUAUUUGAUUUUCAAUGAUUAUGUAAUAGUUUAUUUGCAUGUGAUGCUGCUCUCCCAAGCAAAAACAGCUCAUAUCAAUCAUCAUUUAUAAUCAUCUUUUAUCAUCACCAAGAAAGAUCCCUCCUUCUUUCACUGUUUCUUUUUUUUUCUAAUUUCUUUCUUUUUUGGUCUCUCAAGAAAGUAAUAUACCUCCAGCUUCUGUCUUCUUUCUCCUUCGGCUUCUCCUUCAAACUUUCCUUGUCAGUUUCUAUUUUUUUUUUUUCCUUGGAAAUGCAUAGCUGAAUUUCUCAACAGUAUUGGUUUAUGGGGGAGAGAGAAGAGAUUCAAAGGUCGACGAUUGCUUGUGGAUCUUUUGCGAAUCUUGAUGCAGACUGCAUUUGAUGUGACCAGGAUUUGCGUUAGAUUCUCGGUUCUCUUGAAUCUCAAUUUUGCUUCCGCUGUUGGGGUUUUCACUGGCUGAGAGGGAAACAAGCAUGAAAAUGAACCUCUUGUUCAUUUUCUCUGCAAUUCUCUUCUUUGGAUCAGUUUCUUUACCAGCCAUUGCAGAGCCAGUUGAAGAUAAACAAGCUUUGCUAGAUUUCCUUCACAAUAUUCAUCACUCGCACUCUCUCAAUUGGAAGCAGAGCUCCUCUGUAUGCAGUAAGUGGACAGGAGUGACCUGCAAUGGUGAUCAGUCUAGAGUUGUAGCCCUCAGAUUGCCUGGAGAAGGAAUUCAAGGCCCCAUACCACCAAACACUCUCAGUCGCCUGUCGGCAAUUCAGAUUCUGAGCCUCAGAUCAAAUGGCAUAUCAGGUUCUUUCCCUUCAGAUUUCUCCAAACUUGAAAACUUGACCAGCCUUUAUCUUCAAUUCAACAACUUCUCAGGCCCAUUGCCUACAGAUUUCUCAAUGUGGAAGAACCUUUCAAUUCUUGAUCUGUCAAAUAAUAGGUUUAAUGGAAGCAUUCCAACCUCAAUCUCAAAUUUGACACACCUUACCUCUUUGAACCUCGCUAACAACUCGCUUUCAGGUGUUAUUCCUGAUAUAAAUGUCCCUAGUUUGCAGUCUCUAAAUUUAGCCAACAAUAAUCUCACUGGAAGCGUGCCACUGUCUCUUCUAAGGUUUCCAAGUUGGGCAUUUUCUGGUAACAAUCUUUCAUCAGAAAGUGCCAUUCCUCCAGCCCUUCCACUUCAGCCACCAACUCCUCAACCACCAAGGAAAGCCAAUAAACUAAGUGAACCUGCAAUAUUGGGGAUUGUACUAGGCGGCUGCGUUCUUGCAUUUGUAAUCAUUGCUAUGUUGAUGGUUUGCUGUUACUCGAAGAAGGACAAGGAAGGUGGAUUACCUACGAAGUCGCAAAAGAAGGAGGUAUCUUUAGAGAAAAAUGCUUCAGAAAGCCAAGAUAAGAAUAAUAGGCUUGUGUUCUUCGAGGGUUGUAAUCUUGCAUUUGACUUGGAGGACUUGUUGAGAGCAUCUGCUGAAGUGCUUGGGAAGGGAACUUUUGGAACAACCUACAAGGCUGCUCUUGAGGAUGCAACCACAGUAGUGGUGAAGAGGUUGAAGGAAGUGCCUGUGGCUAAGAAAGAGUUUGAACAGCAGAUGGAAGUGAUUGGAAGUAUUAGGCACCCAAAUGUAUCUGCUCUAAGGGCAUAUUACUAUUCAAAGGAUGAGAAGCUUACAGUGAGUGAUUACUACGAACAGGGGAGUGUUUCUGCAAUGCUACACGGUAAAAGAGGGGAAGGCAGGAUUCCAUUAGAUUGGGAAACGAGGCUGAAAAUUGCAAUUGGUGCCGCAAGAGGCAUUGCUCAUAUCCACACACAGAAUGGUGGCAAACUUGUCCAUGGAAACAUCAAGGCCUCAAACAUUUUCCUAAAUUCUGAGGGAUAUGGCUGCAUAUCCGAUAUUGGUUUGGCAGCAUUGAUGAGUCCAAUGCCGCCACCAGCAAUGAGGGCUGCAGGGUACCGUGCCCCUGAAGUAACAGAUUCUAGGAAAGCAACUAAUUCAUCUGAUGUCUACAGCUUUGGGGUCUUGCUGCUUGAGCUUCUGACUGGAAAAUCCCCUAUACAUUCCACAGGUGGAGAUGAGGCUGUUCACUUGGUGAGGUGGGUGCAUUCUGUGGUGAGGGAGGAAUGGACAGCUGAAGUAUUUGACAUUGAACUUUUAAGAUACCCUAAUAUUGAGGAGGAAAUGGUAGAGAUGUUACAAAUAGGAAUGAAUUGUGUGGUGAGGAUGCCAGAGCAGAGACCAAAAAUGCCUGAUAUAGUGAAAAUGGUAGAGGACAUUCGAAGAGGGAGUAUCGAGAACCGACCAUCUACUGAAACUAAUUUAGAAACAGCAGUUUCAACCCCGACGCCACAGGCUGCAGAUGAAGCUUCCACUUCAGCUCCACCUCCACAGUGAGAUUCUAUUGAUUUUUCGUGCUAUUAGUUGUCUUCGAUAUAAUUUUAUUGUUGGUUUACAUAAUUUGAUUUUAUUUUAAAUUGAGCAAUUGGUUAUAAUUAGUUGAGUUGUUUGGAAUCCUUGAGAUUCCGACCAGUUUAGCUACCAUACUACCUAACCCAAUUCAAGUCAAAAGGGAAGUUGGGUCCUUCGCUAUUUUAUCAUUUAGUUAGGACUUGAUUGUUAUGCAUGUGGAGUUUACUGGCUUUGCUAUCUAAUGCAACCAAAUUAAUAUUUUUUAUCUGUC
This is a messenger RNA of Manihot esculenta (cassava), 2706 nucleotides long. RefSeq names its product probable inactive receptor kinase At4g23740. Gene Ontology annotation, molecular function: ATP binding; protein binding; protein kinase activity. Gene Ontology annotation, biological process: protein phosphorylation. Bases 516 to 2420 code for a protein of 634 amino acids. The transcript has 3 exons. Lineage: Eukaryota; Viridiplantae; Streptophyta; Magnoliopsida; Malpighiales; Euphorbiaceae. The record is from RefSeq and is a predicted model, not a curated record.